CUUGCACCAGUGCCUUGAAUCAGUAUGCCAUUGUGAGUCUUCGCUGCAGCGAUUCUAUCUAUCCAUCCAUCCAGUGACGGCAAGAGGGCAGGCAGAGAGGCAGAGAGGCAGGCAGGCAGGCAGGUAGGCAGACACAUGAAUGGGAUGGCGAUGAAUGGUGUAAAUGAAUGCCAUGUCCGAGCGACAGACGUCUUGCGACUUGCCAUUUACAAGAGACAUGAUGAGUCAGUCUUCCCAUGAGAGUCGUCUCACAUAUGCAGCCGCAUUGUUGUCCACUUACGCAUCCCAUCUCAUCUAAACCCUAAACACACACACCCACCCCCAAAGUCGCGUCGCACGUCAAGGCUAAAAAAAAGAAAACAAAAAUAGAGCGGGCCUGUCCGUGCGGACACGAAUAAUCAACAACCCCUAUUGAAUUUCGGGCGGCCAGCAAUCCUUAGUCCGUCACGUUAGUCAUGGGAUGCAUACGGACCGAUAAAGGCACAUCGACAUGGUGAAAUCGACAGCCAGGCUGCACACACAAAGGGAAAGGAUAAAGGAUGGAGGCAGGCACUGGAUGGGAUGGGAGCACGAAGGCACGAAUUUGACCGAGAGGUACAUAUAUAUGUUUGCAGUGCGAAUGCAUAUGAAUUGACUCAGAGAGAGAGAGAGAGUACUGAAAUGGGUGUAAGUAAGUAAUAAUAACAAUGACAUGACAUACACAUAAACGUACUCCAGCUGCAUUGUACGGCCCACUCGACCCCCACACACACAUCGACCGACCGACCGAUAUCGAUGCGAUCAUCGCAUACCAGGUACGCCCACCCCCUGAGGCGACCGAUGCUCCGCUGCGGCCUCAUCCAGCUCAUGGAGCCCCCGCACCAUCUCGCUGAAGAUGCCGCCAGCCGCCUUGAGCCUUUCAGGGGUGUCAAACUCGGCCACCUUUCCCUUGUCGAGCACCAGAAUUCGGUCGUAGUCCAUGACCGUCUCCAGUCGAUGGGCUAUGGUGAUGACGGACACCUCCCGCACACGCCUGGCGCCCCAGCCCGUCUUGGUCGCGUCACGGAGGGCCGCCUGGAUCAGCUGGUCCGUCUGGCUGUCGAUCUGCGCAGUGGCCUGCACACAUUGAUGAGGGAGGGAGACACACCCACAGUGCACUCACUAGAGUAAGCUGCUUUGUUGGAAUCUGGGCUGACCUCGUCGAGCACGAGAACCUCGGACGACCGCAGGAGGGCCCGCGCGACACACACCAGUUGACUGAUGAGACACACACAUAGAAUAAAGACAGCGUCCAUGUGUCAAUGCGUCUGCCUCACCGUUGUCCAGCUGAAAGAUUGCUGCCCUGCUCCGCGACCAUUCCGUCCAGCCCUCCCAGUUUCUGUAUCAGGUCUGCACACGACACCACACAACAUAACACGCCCUCCGUGCGUAUGUGCGUUCAUCUGGCUGCCGGCUGGGGUACCUACCCUUGAGAUGGAGCAGGUUGAAGACGGCCUGUAUGUCAGCCUCGGGAAAGGCCUUUCCGCUCGGGUCGAGGUUGUCGUGCAGCGUGCCGCCAAACAACGUGGGGUCCUGGGGAAUGAUCGCCUGAUGAUCCAUAGCAUAGAUGCCACAGACAUAGACACACACACGGACAGACAGACACACGUCUUGUGGGCGCGGCGCCCCGCAAAGAUGCGGCACUGCGGUUUGCCGACCAGUCGGUUGCGCAACGUGUGCAGAGGGAUGUUCUGUGUGUCUUCGCCGUCGAGACGAAUCGUCCCGCUGCAGUCAACCGCCAUACCAUACACACAGCACCGCCCAGCCCACCUCGGAGAAAAGGACACGGCCGGCCGCUCACCGUUCCCUCCCGCCCCCCACCCACCUGUUGACUUCAUUCAUACGGAAGAGGGCGUUGAUGAUGCUCGACUUGCCCGCCCCCGUCCGCCCCACCACGCCGAUCCUCUCGCCCCGACGCACACCAAAGCUCACGCCCUUGAGGAUCCAGUGGCCCUGACGGUACUUGAGCCACACGUCAUCGAAGACGACCUUGUGGCCGUCGGAUGGCACGGAUGGCGGGGGGUGGACUCGCCUCAUCGAGGGGGGUCGUUUUGAUGGGUCGCGUAGGAGGGCCAGGUCGGCAGAUGGCGACCAGUGGGGGAAGUAGGCCGCCUCCUGGGGGAUGUCCGAGUACUCGAGGAGACGCUCGGUGCCUGUCAUGAAUAUAUCAUGACAUGGGUGGGGGAAAGGUCCAUCCGUGUGUCAGUCAAAAGUCAGUCGCUGUGGUUCUGUGUGACCUGACUUACACGUCAUGUAGUUUUCCACAUCUAGCGACACCUUGAUCGUCCUCUGACCAGAUGGAAACAUCAGAGUCACCAUGUGCACCCACAGACGGCGCGGCCACUUCUCCCUCCCAAUGCAUUCCCCACUCACCUGGAAGAGCGCCGUGAGCUGCAGCGAAGACACAAUAGCGAGGCCGGCGAAGUCGGUCUGCAUUGUGUCGGAGUUGGUGAACAACGCCAGCAGCAGAGUGAUACCGCUUGUGAUGAGCGCCGCCGUCAACUCCAUCCGGAACAGGAUCCACUGAGACGUCAACCAGAACAGCGAAAAGUACCUGUCAAUUGGUCGUCAGACAGACAGAGAAGGAGGGAGAAGACAGUCAGUGCAGAACGGUGCAUGCAAUAAUGAGGGCCUGUCGACUAUCUACCUCAUUACCUGGUGUUUGCGUCGAUUCGGUCUUGUCCCUCGUCGAUGAAGAGCUGUAGUUUUUCGAACGUGCGGAUGAUGCAGAGGCCGUUGGGGUGGAGGACCUCCCCGAAGAGGGCGUACACAGGCGACCGGCUCAUGCUGUCAAAACGCUUCAGCUGAGGGCUCAGCCUGCACACACGCAAAAAGCCACCCAUGCAUACAAAUUCACGUCAACACGACCUUCAUCCGUGUGUGCGUCCAUCUGACUGACCGUCUGAACAUGCGAUAGAUGGAGAUGAAGAAUAUGAACAGGAUGAAGGCGAGCACCAGGAAGUAGGGUGUCGACACCAGACACAGAAUGAGGAUCCCGAUGAUGUGGAAAACGUUCUGCAGGAACUGGAUGGAAAACUCCGGCAACAUGAGGUCGAUGGAGUCCAGGUCCUUGCCGAAUCGGUUCAGGAUCGACCCCUGCAGUGUCGUGUCGAAGAAGUACGGCACGCUGGCCUUCAGGACGCGAACCAGCGCCGUCCGAUGCAGAUAAGCACUCGACCGGUUCGCAAGCCACACCUGAUAAUCACCACACGACACACAAGAUGCAUCCGUUCAUCGGCCAUGAGUGUGUCUGUCUGCCUGUCUGUCUGUGUAGCGUGUUAGAGGUUGCACUGCACUGACCAGGAAGAAUGAUCGGAUGACGAGGAAGAGGCAGGUGGCUAUGAUGAGGGCGCAGAAGAGGGGGCCGUUGCGUGAGCCCUCCUGUGCUUCGGGCUCCUCGCUGCCCCAAAAGUUGACCAGGAAGUACUCGGCAAACAGACGCAGGAACUGACCACCUGCAUUGCAUCCACACGAGAGAUGCGACAGGACGGCGUGAGAACGGCGUGAGAAAGCGCCCACAUGCAAUGCAAGAGGCAAAUCAGAUGGCCGACCGGCAUACAGCGUGAGCAGGAGGACGAGCAGCGUUGCGCCAAUGCACAUGUUGUUGGACUGUGCGGCGGCCGCCCCGUAUCGUGCGUACGUUCUUCCCCCCACGAGUGCCGAACCGCCAGCGGGGGACCCGCCAGACGUCCGGGGGGUGUUCAUCCCGCCCUAGGAGAAGAUAAGAUCGACAGACACAUCGAUAUUAACACCAAUCAUCGAACCACCGUGCUGACUGAAUCAAUCGUCUGUCUCCCUCCCUCCCUCCCUCCCUCCCCAUCGCUUAGUUACCGGCAUUUCCCUCUGCACGAGCUGUCGCUUUGCCGGCGGCUGGUGUUUCACGAUCGACUCUGGAAUGGGAAUAGGUGUCUUGUCGCCCAUGGUGGCCUUCUUGGCCUUCUCCGCCUGCUUGUCGAGUGCGGCCUUGGCCUUGACGUGCCCCCGGUAGACGUCGUCGACCAGCUCUGCGACCGUCUCGUAGGGCUCUGAGGACGACGGCAGGGCCAGCACUGUGGUGGCCGUGGGGGUGAUGGUCUCAUCUUCGCGGAAUGAUGGGCCCUUCAAGUCGACCGUUGACGAUAUGACGCGCCCGUCCUGACACACACGAAGGAGGGAGGACACACAGAUGGGGCGGGGCGUUUGUAGGGGUCUGGGCUGACUGACUGUAGGACUACUUACCUGAAGGUGGAUGACGCGGUCGAAGUAUGGGAGCAGGUACAUGUGGCUGUUGAGGCAGACGAUGCGCGUGGUGUCCUUGAGCAGCCCCAUGACGCCCUGCCAGAACAUGACGCUGCACGUCUGCAGGUCCACAGACGCAAACGGGUCGUCCAGCAGCACAAACCCGUCGCGCCGAUCCGCCUCGUGCUGCAGCGCACGGGCAAACGUCACACGCACCUUCUGGCCACCUGCACAUGGAAACGAAAUGCAUCCAUUCAUCGCCCACACACUCAAGUGGUGUGUGCUGUGCUGUGCUGUGCUGCAAAGAAGUGGACCUGAGAGGUUGAUGCCCUGCUCGCCGAUCUCGGUCUGGUCCGCUUCCGGCAGGAUGCCCAGAUCAGGCAGCAGCCCAGCGCAGCUCAGCACUUGCUCAUAGGUCUCCGGCGCCUCGUACAUGAUGCCCGUAUCAUUCAGCGACCGGAACAGAACGUUGUUCUGCAGCGACAGGUUCUGUAUCCACGGCUCCUGCGACACGAACGACGGCGACGGGCCGCGAAGCACCACCCUCCCGGCCGUCUGGGGCACCUCUCCCAUCAUUGCCUUCAGAAAGGUGGUCUUGCCGCCCCCCACCUUGCCCACAAGGGCCACCAGCUCGCCGCGGUUGAUCUUGACGUUGUCCAGCCUGAGAGUGAAGUUGCUCGAUGGCCACCGGAAUAUCGCAUUCUCGAUAUGAAGGGCGGGCGCCUUCGGGGGGCCGUUGGUGGACAGCCGCUGGACGUGGGAGCGCCAGGAUGGCAGAAGGAGGAAGUCUCGGAGGCGCUGAAGGGAUAUCUUGGCUUCCUGGUCGGUUGCCAUCGCCUGACUGAGCAACAUGCCCGGAAACCUGCACACGCCAUACCCACACACCCUCGUGUGCGCGUGUGUAUUCCCUGAGUGUGGUGGUACGGACUGGAGUGCACCUGAGGAUGUUGAGGAAUGCCAGUGUGACGAGUAUCUCUGAGCUCUCGAGGGGCUCGUCCAGCAGGUAAACUUUGGGCACAAAAAUGCCAAAGGCGCACAGCAGCGGAGCCACAAACAUCAUUUCGCGCAGCAGCGCACGCCUGCGUGACCACGCAAGAGACACACAGUGAGGGCGACAGCAUGUGCAUGUGGGUCUGUCUGUCUCCUUGCCUCCUUCGAUCCAUCCAUCCCUUGUGGCGACUUGGCGACUUACCACACGAGUGAGUGUUCGAUGGCGCUCAGCUCCUCGUUUCUGCAGGCCUGCACCUUGCUGCCCAGGGCAUACUCCCAGGCAAACAGCUGACAUCCGGGACAUACAUAGCACAUGACGGGGUGGAUGCGUUACGAGAAGUGACUGUGUCGGUUUGGUGCUGUGCUCACUUUGACGAAUCGGAUGUUCUGCAGGAUCUGGUUGAAGUGCCUCAUCCGUUUGUCGGUGUGCUGCAUGCUUGUGCGACGCAUCCGGGCUAUCCGCCGACUCACCGCCAGCUGAAUCGGCUGCACACACGUAACGCACACACAAGCGGAGAGAGAGACAGAGAGAUGGAGGCUCCAUCCAACCAACACAUGUAAGUUGGUCCGGUCGGUCUGUCUUUGAUGAAGUGAGUGAGUGCCGCUGGACCGACCAGUAUGAGUACGAACAGCGAUAUGCCGAUGAUGGAUGCCAUCCCAAUGUACAGCCACAACACAAUCAGAGUCACCACAGCCGUCAACGCAAAAUGCCUGCAAUCAAAUCAAGACCCUCGUGUGAACGUGAAUGUGUUCUGGCUCUUGUUUUGGCUUGGCUUGGUUUGGUGGGGUGGGUGGGUGACGGGCUGACCGACCAGUAGAAGUGCAGGAACUGAAGGCACAUGAAGACACGCUCCGGAUCCACAGACAUCCUGGUCAACGUCUCCCCUGCAGGCCACACAAGAAGACAAGACACCACAUGACAUGUGCCAAUCAAUGAUCGGUCCAUCCAUCCAUCUUCUAUUCUCCCCCUUUCGUCUCACCUGCAGUGGCGCUCUGUUUGUCUUUCUUCGGCUGGAAGGACGGCAGCGUCAGUGCGUGCCGAUACACCGCCAGCAUCAGCGCCGCACGCACCUCAAUCCCAGCCCGUGUGCAAAGGUAAAACCCCCUCCUGUAUAAACAAACAAACCGACAACCGACAUGGUCAGUCACCUGGCCAAGUGAGUGUCCCUCUCUCUCCCUCUCACUGACGCCAUGAAGAUGGACGACAGGAUCGACACGACGGCCAGCAGGACUGCGUACACGAGUGCCAUGGGGUUGAAAUUCCACCCCUCCUGGGCCACCACCCCCUCGUCGCUGGUCCAUUGCAGCUCGCGGAACAACAGCUGGAUGAUCAGAGGCAACGCAAAUUGGACGCACAUGAACAGGAACUGGUAAACGCCUGACAAAGAACAAACAACAAACAGCACACAGCACACACAGCACACAUUGACAGACAGACAGGCUGACCGAGGGAGGGGAGAGCACUGCGUGUUUGUGGCUGACUGACUGACCUCCGAUGACCCAUUUCCGCCCAAAAGCGCGGUAGAGUGCGAGUGCGAUUGACGGCCGGUUGACCCAGCUCUUGGCGUCGUUGGCUGUCUCCUUCUCCCUCUCCCAUUCCUCAGCCAGCCGCUCGUACAGCCCAUGACAGCUGUCGCUCUCAAGCGUGCGGAACACAUCCUCGUCGCGCAGACCCUCCCGGCCCUUGCGCAGCGCCGUCCUCACCAACCUGACACACACACACACAUGGACAUGGACACAAGCACAGACAAGCACGGACAAGCACAGACAAGCACCCUGUUUUGUUCCCGAUUCUAGGGUGAUUGUGCGUGUGUGUGUGCUCACGGAUUGAGCCAAGACAGCGACACGAUGGAGCAGAGGGCUCCAAUCCGCUGGCAGAGAGUGCCGGAGGUGAGCCUACGCUCUUUCUCUGUCAGAGGGUGAGAGGGCGGGCCGAAAGAGAGCGUGGCUGUGGUGCUGGUGGCCACACCGGGCGUGGACGCCUUGGCACCGUCCUCCGUCUCCUGGCGCGGGAUGGUUGCUGACCGAGCCUCAGUCAUCCGGAUCAGACCAACUGACGAAAACCACUUAAUUCCCGUCCGCUCUGUGACGACCGGACGUGCAAAAAAGAUGCGUGCGCCACCAGAC
Molecule: messenger RNA, 7353 nt
Organism: Vitrella brassicaformis
Lineage: Eukaryota; Vitrellaceae
Source: the annotation of a GenBank genome assembly